Molecule: messenger RNA, 1942 nt
Organism: Impatiens glandulifera
Lineage: Eukaryota; Viridiplantae; Streptophyta; Magnoliopsida; Ericales; Balsaminaceae
Product: ribonuclease III domain-containing protein RNC1, chloroplastic
Exons: 5
Coding region: 81-1712 (543 amino acids)
Biological process (GO): regulation of gene expression; rRNA processing
Cellular component (GO): nucleus
Molecular function (GO): double-stranded RNA binding; ribonuclease III activity
Source: RefSeq, a predicted model, not a curated record
UCCCGACCCCCAAAAACCCUGCAAAGAUUUUCCUGAUUAAUCCCAAUACGAUAGCAGCUCAAAUUCUUCCUUCUGAAAUCAUGGAAAUCAUCUCCAAUUUCAGACCGUCUCCUCUUCUUCAAAGACCUCAUGACUUCUCUUUCUCAUCUUCCAUUUCACCAUUUCCCCUCCUCCAAACCAAUCUCAAAUACCACUUAAACCCAUCUCCCCCAAACCUCCAAAUUAUCGCCGUAACAGCAGCAGAAGCCAUUGAACCACCACCAUCAGAAGAAGAAUUACCCAGAAACAGUCCCCAAAGACUACUCAGAGAGCUCGCAGAAAGAAAAAAAUACGUCUCUCCCAAAAAGAAAAUACCUCCCAAGAGAUUUAUCCUCCGCCCGCCACUCGACGACGCAAGAUUAGCCGAAAGGUUUCUCAACAGCCCACAACUAUCCUUAAAGUCAUUCCCUUUACUCAGCUCUUGUCUUCCUCCUUCGAGGCUUAACAACAACGACACAACAUGGAUCGAUGAAUACAUCUUGGAGGCCAAACAAGCACUUGGGUACCCGUUAGAACCGUCAGAUAACUUCGGCGAUGAUAACCCGGCUAAGCAUUUCGACACUCUCCUUUACUUGGCAUUUCAGCAUCCGUCUUGUGACAGGACUAAGACAAGACAUGUGAGAAUGGGUCAUUCAAGGUUAGCCUUUUUAGGUCAGUAUGUACUGGAAUUGGCCAUGGCUGAAUUCUUCUUGCAGAGGUAUCCGAGGGAAUCACCCGGUCCGAUGAGAGAAAGAGUGUAUGCUUUAAUUGGGAAGAGGUUUCUUCCCAAAUGGAUUAAAGCUGCAAGCCUUCAAAACUUGGUGUUUCCUUUUGAUGAUAUUGAUAGGAUGGUUAGGAAGGAACGCGAACCGCCUGUUAAAUCUGUUUUCUGGGCAUUGUUUGGGGCAAUUUAUCUUUGCUUCGGUUUCCCAGAAGUGUAUAGAGUUCUAUUUGAAGUGUUUGGAUUGGAUCCAGAAGCAGAAGAUUGUCAGCCUAAGUUGAGGAGACAACUGGAAGAUGUGGAUUUUGUAUCCACCGAAUUUGAAGAAAGAAAGCUCACAUGGCAAGACAUUGCUUCAUACAAGGCACCGGAAGAUGCUUUGUUUGCGCAUCCGAGGCUUUUCAGGGCAUGUGUUCCACCUGGAAUUCAUCGUUUCCGAGGAAAUAUAUGGGAUUAUGAAAACAGACCACGAGUUAUGCAGACAUUGGGAUAUCCCUUAAGAAUGGCUGACAGAAUUCCAGAAAUUACUGAAGCCAGGAACAUAGAACUUGGACUUGGCCUGCAGCUAUGUUUCUUGCACCCAUCAAAAUACAAGUUUGAUCAUCCCCGUUUUUGCUACGAGCGGUUGGAAUACCUCGGCCAAAAGAUUCAGGAUCUGGUGAUGGCAGAGAGAUUACUUAUGAAGCAUUUGGAUGCACCUGGGAGAUGGUUAGCAGAGAAACAUCGAAGAACUUUGAUGAACAAGUUUUGCGGAAAGUACCUUAGAGAAAAAUAUCUUCAUCGAUGUAUUGUAUUAAACGACGAGGUUCAAGACGCAUAUGAGCACAACCGGCGGCUCAGAAACCCUGCCACCACUGCUGUUCAACAAGCCAUUCACGGCCUUGCAUAUGUUGUUUAUGGGAAGCCCGAUGUUAGGCGAAUGAUGUUUGAAGUUUUCGAUUUUGAGCAGACUCAACCCAAGGCUUUUGUAUGAUAAAUCAAUAGAUAGACCCUGCAGAUUUUGUUAGAUCCAGUUUAUUUGACCGAUGUGAUUGUGUUUCGACGAGAAACAUGAAAUGGUGAAACACUGAGUCACAAUUGUUGUUUUGAAGAUUUUGCUUCUUGCUACAAGGACAGGAUUAUAAACCAUGUAUAUACAUCUAUAUUAUCAUUGAAAUAUUUUAAUACGGUUCCUAACAAGGAAGAAGUUGAGAAUAUUUUUUU